UUAAGGCCGCGCUCGCCAGCCUCGGUGGGGCGGCUCCCGGCGCUGCAACCAAUGGAUCUCCUCCUCUGUUUAAAUAGACUUGCCGUGUCAAUCAUUUUCUUCUUCGUCAGCCUCCUUUCCACCGCCAUAUUGGGCCACUAAAAAAAGGGGGCUCGUCUUUUCGGGGUGUUUUUCUCCCCCUCCCCUCUCCCCACUUUCUCACGGCUCUGCGACUCCGACGCCGGAAAGGUUUGGAGAGCGGCUGGGUUCGCGGGACCCGCGGGCUUCCACCCGCCUGGACUUGGACUGGCUUUGCCACCCCCACCUCUUACCUCCUCCCCUCCCCUCCCCGCCCUCCCGCUCGCCCGUACACUUGAUCCGCGGAGUCUUUCGGCUGCCUGGCCGGGGCUUCCCCGCAGCCCUCCCCCGGACCCUGCGCGCUCCUGAAGCUCGGGCGGUUACUCGUCCGUGUUUGUUGCUCUUGGCUCUGAGGGCAGCCCCAGCGCUUAUAAGAGGGAUUCAGGCUGCGUCGGGGCUUUUUGUUUUGUUCGGUUUUGUUUUUUGAGAGCACGACAGAGGCGGUCGUCUGGACCCGGGAGGAAGAUGUCAAACGUGCGAGUGUCUAACGGGAGCCCGAGCCUGGAGCGGAUGGACGCCAGACAGGCGGAGCACCCCAAGCCCUCGGCCUGCAGAAACCUUUUCGGCCCCGUGAAUCAUGAAGAGUUGACCCGGGACUUGGAGAAACACUGCAGAGACAUGGAAGAGGCAAGCCAGCGCAAGUGGAAUUUUGAUUUUCAGAAUCACAAGCCCCUGGAGGGCAAAUAUGAGUGGCAAGAGGUGGAGAAGAGCAACUUGCCCGAGUUUUACUACAGACCCCCGCGGCCCCCCAAAGGCGCCUGUAAGGUGCCGACACAGGAAAGCCAGGAUGUCUGCGGGAGCCGCCAGGCGGUGCCUUUAAUUGGGUCUCAGUCAAACUCCGAGGACACGCUCUUGGUAGACCAAAAGACUGACCCAUCAGACAGCCAGACGGGGUUAGCGGAGCAGUGCGCCGGAAUAAGGAAGCGACCUGCCACAGACGAUUCUUCUCCUCAAAACAAAAGAGCCAACAGAACAGAAGAAAAUGUUUCAGACAGUUCCCCGAAUUCCGGGUCUGUGGAGCAGACGCCCAAGAAACCGGGUCUCAGAAGACGUCAGACGUAAACAGCUCGAAUUGAGAAUGUUUCCUUGUUUAUCAGAUACAUCACUGCUUGAUGAAGCAAGGAAGAUAUACAUGAAAAAUUUUAAAUACAUAUCGCUGACUCCAUGGAAUGGACAUCCUGUAUAAGCACUGAAAAACAACAAUAACACUAAAAUUUUAGGCACUCAUAAAUGAUCUGCCUCUAAAAGCAUUGGAUGUAGCAUUGUGCAAUUAGGUUUUUCCUUAUUUGCUUCAUUGUACUACCUGUGUAUAUAGUUUUUACCUUUUAUGUAGCACAUAAACUUUGGGGAAGGGAGGGUAGAGUGGGGCUGAGGAAUUGACAGGGGAAGAACUGGCUUCAGUUUAUAGCAAGGAGAUAUUUGACUUGCAUGAAGAGAAGCAAUUUGGGGGAAGGGCUUAAAUUGUUUUCUUUAAAGAUGUAAUGUCCCUUUCAGUGAGAACUGAUAAUUCAUUUUUAAAAUCAAAAUUUGAACACUGGCUACAAAUGGUUGCUAUUUAUUUUUACAUGAAGCUUAUUCUCACUUGGGAGAUUUGAUGAUUCCGUUAUAUAGCAGCACAUGGCUUAACACAAAACAAAAAUCUAUCCUUAGUGCUCCUCCAGUCUCCUUUAAAGUUAAAAAUUUAUCAGUUAAUUAUACAGCUGUUAGGUGAAUCAUUCCAGGUAAUUUGGAGCAAAAAUGUGGGGUGUAUGAGGGGAGUUCUGAACGCUCAGAAUUAACCACCUACAUUUAUCAAAAACUUAUUGGGAAAAUUUCUUUUCACUUUGGGCUGUGUAGACACAGUCGAAGUAAUUCUAAACCUCUGGCUAUUUUUAAAACUAACUUCACAUGAAAAAAAAAUGAAAUAAUUUUUAAUUUAAAGCUUCUUGCUCUGUUAAUUUGCCCAAAGGAAGUAGUCUUUUUAAAGGAAGGUGCAUAUAGAGAAAAGCACACUGGUGGAAUAAGUGAAGUGGAUACUACAUCUUUAAACAGUGUUUCUUCAUUGCCUGUGUAUGUAUAUGAAACAAAACCAUUUGAAGUGUACCUGUGUACAUAACUCUGUAAAGACACUGAAAAAUUAUACUAACUUAUUUAUGUUAAAAAGAGAUUUUUUUUUAAUCUAGACAAUAUACAAGCCAAAGUGGCAUGUUUUGUGCAUUUGUAAAUGCUGUAUUGGGUAGAAUAGGUUUUUCAAACUCUCUUCUGUUAAAUAAUAUGGCUAUGCUUAAAGGUUGCAUACUGAGCCAAGUAUAAUUUUUUGUAAUGUGUGAAAAAGAUGCCAAUUAUUGUUACACAUUAAGCAAUCAAUAAAGAACUUCCAUAGCUAU
Otolemur garnettii (small-eared galago) is the source of this 2483-nucleotide messenger RNA. RefSeq names its product cyclin dependent kinase inhibitor 1B (gene CDKN1B). The coding region runs from base 583 to 1179 and encodes 198 amino acids. The transcript has 3 exons. NCBI's taxonomy places the organism in Eukaryota, Metazoa, Chordata, Mammalia, Primates, Galagidae. Gene Ontology annotation, molecular function: cyclin-dependent protein serine/threonine kinase inhibitor activity; protein-folding chaperone binding. The record is from RefSeq and is a predicted model, not a curated record. Gene Ontology annotation, biological process: G1/S transition of mitotic cell cycle; negative regulation of cell population proliferation; regulation of cell cycle. Gene Ontology annotation, cellular component: cytoplasm; nucleus.